Caenorhabditis auriculariae is the source of this 1766-nucleotide messenger RNA. NCBI's taxonomy places the organism in Eukaryota, Metazoa, Nematoda, Chromadorea, Rhabditida, Rhabditidae. The record is from the annotation of a GenBank genome assembly.
AUGGAUGUGACAAAAGUUGUCUUCGUCUCGGCUCACACAAUUCUUUCGUUGGCUGGUAUUUUCUUCAACGGUCUUCUCAUCUACGUCGGCAUUUUCCACUCACCGAAUAAAAUCAAAACUUAUGCUGCAUUAAUCUUGAACUUCGCCUUCUCCGACUUGAUUAUCUGCCUUAUGAACCUGUUCAUCCAGCAAAGGUAACAUCUAGUUUUUUUUUAUCGCGGUUUGGAGUUUUCUGAAUAUAUGUUUUUUUUAAAUCUCCGGAAGUUUAUAUUGAGAUCCUUCUAGCUACAUAAACUUUUAUUGUUGAAGAUAUUAUUUUUCAAAAUUUCCCUUUAGCACAAGAUUAGGCCUGGAACCAUCCCUUUGAAAGUCGGAAAUUUUUCAUCUCAAAAAAUGGAACUUUUUGCAGGCCUUGAGAAAACCUAACAGACCCAUAUCAAACUACAGAAAAUUUCAAGAAAUGACCUGUAAACUUGGAAAAAGGGCAUAUCCUAAUCGGAAUUUUAUUAAGAUUAGUGACGACCGGCGAUUCGACUAUCUUCGUUUCCAAUGGCCCGUGCAAGUUAUUCGGCCCAAGUGUUUGCUUUCAAGCGUGAGUUUCAAGUCAUUAUCUAAUAUCAAUGUUUUUUCCUUUCCACCUUCAAACAGUUUCUCAUCGAAUCUCCCAUUUUCAGGAACAACGUCCAACAACAUCUCAUCACUUUUGGAGCUUAUUCCCUUCUUUUAUCAUUCUUCUACAGAUAUUAUAUUAUAUUGCGAGUACCACCCUCACGACGAAAUGUCCUGAUUGUUCUCUUCAUAUUUUAUCUGCCUUCAUUCAUUCAAUAUGUAAGGCUUACAAGCCCCUCAAAUGAAGCAUUUGUUUCAUUCAGAUUUUAUCCUUAUUCAUGGAAAGCCCUCCGGAAGAAAUGCGGCAGAUUUUCGAAGAAGCUUUCCCUCAGUACAAUUCAAAGUGUUUGACAAUCGGUGGAAUCAAGGACAAUACUCUUUGGCUGCCAAAUUUGGUCAUUUCACAUGGAAUAUUCGCUGUUAUACCGAUUUAUGUGGCUAUUUUCGUCUUCCGAUAUAUGAUCAUGAGAAAACUGAAAGUCGUCAUGUGCGUGAGAUCGGAGACUAGAAGCAUGCAGAAGCAAUUUUUGAAGGUAUAAUUCUUAUUCGAAUUGUACUCCAUUCGUCACAAACCGUGUGACAAGGGAAGUGUUUUUAGCCUCCCAUUGGACUUUUGAUCGAAAUUGGCCAGAGUUUAAUUCAAAAGAUCCUAAAACCGAAAUAAGAAAAAAUAUACAGCGAUAGAGCUUGAUUUUGAAGCCUAACAGUUUGUCCAAAGUUUUCAAGUUCAUGCUUGGUCAAAAUUUCAACCUGGGACUAAAAAAGCUAUUGUGCUUGCUUUUGAAACACUAGGAGGGCACAGAUAGGCGGUUUCAAGCGGCGGCGAAUGAAGUAUGAAAUAAACUUCCUUCAAUUUAUACAGAAAAACGAUCUAACUUACCCGAUUCCAGGCUCUCACCUACCAAACCUCGAUCCCGAUGAUCAGCUUAGUGGCGAUGAUUUUUUUCGGGAUCGGUCAACAGAAAAUGUUCAAACAUCCGGCUAUGGAAUACGCAACACCAAUUUGCCUACUUUUAACUCCAGUCGUAUCCCCUCUGGCUUCUUUAUAUUUUGUCCAUCCUUACAAAACAAAAGUCCAGAGUUUGAUGGGACAAGAAGCCAAUUCCUUUUCACAGAAGACCGCUAUCGUUUCCAUUUCUCAAACUUCGAAUGUAUAA